This is a messenger RNA of Spodoptera litura, 6158 nucleotides long. RefSeq lists its product as uncharacterized. Gene Ontology annotation, cellular component: basement membrane; extracellular region. Gene Ontology annotation, biological process: cell-matrix adhesion. Gene Ontology annotation, molecular function: serine-type endopeptidase inhibitor activity. The record is from RefSeq and is a predicted model, not a curated record. Lineage: Eukaryota; Metazoa; Arthropoda; Insecta; Lepidoptera; Noctuidae.
UCGUGCACAGUGUACGCGUCGAGCGAAACUUGGUUCGGCGAGAGCGAUCGGCGCGAGUGUCACUCAGUGCUACAAGUGACCAAACAAAGUGAACGCAGUGAUUUAACCAUUCGGAGGAUACCCACGAGCAAAUCUGGAGCGAUACGUUAACUUUAGGAGCAUUCGCGUGUGUGAUGCAGCGAUGUCGGUGGCGGUGAGGGCGGCGCUGCUCUGCGCUUGCGCACUGCUACUGCAGCACGCAAGCGCGGAGCUCAGAGGACGGUGUCCAGCGGAAGAAAGUGCAUGUCCGGCGCGUGCGAUACCAUGCAUUUCGGACAACCAAUGCGGGGAGAAAAUAUGUUGCAAAACUAGUUGUGGACAAGCUUGUGUCGACCCACUUUUCACAGGAUGUGAGAACGUGAAAUUGUCUUCGGAGAGGAUAUCUCGAGCCUUAGCUGCGGACAACAGCCGCGGUGGCCGAGGCAGAAUUCCCCCUAUGAGGACCCCUCGCUGCAGGUUCACAGAUGGAGAGUUUGAGGAGAUCCAGUGUGAUAAUGAGAUUGUUAGCACCUGCUGGUGUGUUGAUGCUGCUGGAUUUGAGUUACCAGGCACCAGGGCUCCUGCAGCAAGUCUAGUCAACUGCACACGAGUUGCACCCUGCGCUGCACACACAUGUAGGAUGCUAUGUCCACUGGGCUUCGAGCUGGACCAACGUGGAUGUCCACUAUGCAAGUGCAGGGAUCCUUGCUCCACUGUGACUUGCCCCGGGCAGUUGUCCUGUCAAUUAGAGGAAGCUCCUUGCCUUCGACCACCGUGUCCACCUAUACCUACAUGUAAACGCGGCCGUAGUCUAAUGAACCUCUGCCCUGUGGGAGAACCCCUAUUGAUAUCGGAGACCAGUAGACCUUUCCUAUGCGGUACUGAUCCUGGGAAACCCAAUUGUCCACCUUUGUACCGAUGCCUUGUUGAAUCAGGAAACGACUACGGCGUAUGUUGUCCUGCAUCUCUAGAGCUCCAAAAAGCCGGAACAUGUCCAGCACCUUCCAACGAGGGAUGUGGAACUCCCUGUGCCCACGAUUUGGAAUGUCCUUCAAUGCAGAAAUGCUGCGAUGGUGGUGAAUGUGGCAAACACUGCGUUUUACCAACCAACGUAACAAUGUGUACUCAGCAAAAGAUGUUAGCGGAACUUUUGGUUGUAAGUGAGAAGGAGGGCCGCGGUUAUGUGCCGCAGUGUGAUGAAGAUGGGUCGUUUAUUUCAAGACAGUGCUCAAGAAAUGGAUUAGUUUGUUGGUGUGUCGACUCAGACGGUAACAAGCUUCGAGGAUCAAUGGGUCCAUCUUCAACAGUAGAAUGUUCCUCAACACCUCUACCAGUUCGGAUUGGAGCUCGCAGCUUAAAUUCCUGUGCAAGAGCGUUGUGUGCUGCUGUGUGUGAAUAUGGAUAUAAAACAGGUGCUGAUGGAUGUCCCACUUGCGAAUGUGAUGACCCUUGCGCUGGAUACCCCUGCCCGAAAGGCGAGGAAUGCAUCAGGGUUAAAGAAGCACAAUGUGUUGGAGACCUAUGUUCAGGAUAUCCAAUUUGUCGGCCAAAAGUAGCAUACGAGAACCCAUGUGCGUUAGGUGUUCCAGUGUCUGAUGCAAAUGGUGCAUCAGAAGAGUGCCAGGUGGAUACUGACUGUCCAACAAGCCAUAUUUGCACGAAAUCUAAAAGCAGUGGUGUGUGCUGUCUAGAUCCUCUAUCAUUCAGUAACGCAACUGAACCUGAUGUUAUAGAGGUAAACUUCGAAUCCUGUGGUCCUGAAGCAGAAGCGGAAUGUGGUCUCAACUCUACUAUGUCUUGCCUCGAAGGUGACUGCGAUAACGACUUGGUGUGCUGUUCCACCGUCAACUGUGGGCCAGUGUGUGUAGAUCCUAUUAAAAUGAAACUGCAAUCAGAAAGAGUGGACGAAUCACCUACAAUGUGCGAAUACCUCCGCGAUUUUGACGAAAAGAUGGAAGGCACGGUAGACGGCAUGAAGCUCGCGUUACCAGCCCCAACUUGCAAGUCUGACGGGUCCUUCACAUCGCAACAGUGCGCUAACGGCCGCUGUUGGUGCGUUGAUACUUUCGGUACGGAAAUACCGGAGACCAGCACCAAUAAUGCUUCAGCUGUGGACUGUGAUAGUGUUCGUGCAAAUCUUUCUUGUCUGGAGAUGACAUGUCGAAUGGGCUGUGACUACGGAUUCGAGCUAGGCUCAGGCCGCUGUCCUACAUGUAAAUGCCGUGACCCUUGCGCAGGAGUGCAGUGUCCUGUCGGACGAUCUUGCGCAACUGUAGAUGUCGCUUGCGAUGCAGAUUAUUGUCCACCUGUGCCUGCUUGUCUUCCAAAGAAACCAGGACAGUGUCCAUACCUAGUGCCUUCAAACGGUGCCUGCGAGUGGUCUUGUAGGACGGACGCGGAGUGUGGGCCUACUGAAAGAUGUUGCGCGACCGGUUGUGGUACUGCCUGCACGAAAGCUGUACACCAAACUGCUUGUCAGCAAAGAAGAGCAUUAGCUCUCCAUACGGCGGCUGAGAGCGGUAGUCCACCAGCCUGGACAUGGAUACCUAAAUGUAAAGAGGAUGGCGCCUACGUCCCUAUACAGUGCAGAGGAUCUGAUAAGUCUUGCUGGUGUGUCGACACUGCUGGUAAUGAGAUUCUUGGUACAAGAGUAACGAACUCCACGCCGAACUGUGAUGCACCGAUACCGUGUGCUCAACCAACUUGUGACGUGGUGACGUGUGCCCACGGUUGGGAGUUGGACAGCAAAGGAUGUCCUACCUGCGCCUGUAAGGAUCCUUGCGCGGAAGCCAAAUGCAGAAAGGAUGAGUCCUGCGAACUUGUACCUUUGGAGUGUGAGGGUAGUUCCUGUCCUCCACUAGCGCGCUGCAGCCCAGCACCGCAGUGUCCAGAUGGUCACAAUCCACUUCAAGCUCCAGACGGCUCAGGGCCACUGCUGUGUGGACCUAAUGCAGCAGCUUGUCCUUCCACCCACGCCUGUCGGUUUGCUCCCCAUGAUUCAACACCGUCUGUCUGCUGUCCCAAACCUCGCACGGUAUGUUUCGAAAACAAAGAUGAAGGCAGUUGCACUGAAGGUGAUGUCCUAAACACGACAAGAUGGCACUUCAACCACGCACGCAACCGUUGCGAGAGGUUCAAGUAUCAUGGAUGUUCCGGAAACCACAACAACUUCAGGACGAAAGAGGAGUGCAAUAAUGUAUGCCCUGUGGAAGGGGAACCUACAAGAAUGCAAAGUAAAAAAAGGAAGACAAGCCAGAUAUUGAAAGACGAAGUAUUGAGCCCUUGUGAGAGACUACGAGAGAAGAACGAGGCAGCUGCGCAGAAGUACGGCAAAGGGACGUUUAUUCCAAAGUGUGAUGGCAGUGGUGCUUGGGAAUCAGUACAGUGUAUGUCACAUAUUGACGUUUGUUGGUGUGUAAGUGCCCGUGGUGAACCCCUCAAGGGUUCUUUAGUACGAGGUGCCAAACCCGCAUGUAACUUCAGACAAGCACGCAAAUGGGUGGCGCGAGACCCGCUCGACGAACGAGCUAGAGCUGACGAAGUGCUCGAAGAACUCAUCAGACAAAUGACUGCCUACAGAGUGGACGACUUCGACGAUGACGACGAAGAUGACGUUGAAGAUGAUUUAGAACUCGAAGCUGAGGUUCGAGACGAGGAAUCUUUAGACAAGCUACUUCAACAAACGAGUGAGAAAGACGAACCUGUGGUAGUAUCGGAGAUCGUAGAACCAAAAUUAGCAGACACUACGAGAAAAUUUGAGAAAAAUCUGGAAGUGAAUGUAGAUAAAUUGAUAUUUAAAACAAAGUGUCAGAUGAUGCAAGAAGAAAUUGAGAAUGGUGCGGAAGGUAUGCGCCCUCGUUGUUUAGAGAACGGUGAAUUCUCACCACGACAAUGCUCUCGGGGUCGAUGCUGGUGCGUGGAUGCCGCAGGACAAAGAAGACAUCACGCGGGAGUAAUCAACGAUGCGCCCGCACCAGAUCCUUGUGAGCGAACACAAGUAGAGACAGCAAUAUUGGAGUUGGAGUUAGUGAAUGUAGAGCCAGCGAGGGCAGAAGUAUCGCGUGCAGCUUUAGCAGCGCGGCUAGCAGCGCUUGGAGCUCGUGUUCCCGUCCAUAGCAGUCGGGAACGCAAUGCUUUGCGCUUGCGCACAGUGCUAACCGGCCCACACGCCGUCGACUACAUCUACCAUAUCGAGAACAUGGUGAAACAAGAAAAAGUAGCAGGAUAUAAAAAAUCAAGCGAUGAAAUGAUACUGGGUGCUGACGUCAUACGAAGCGAGUACCGUCUUACUACACCUACCCGAUCUGCGAUGCAGCAACGAGAAAUACUGAGCGAAUCCACUGUUUCCGCUACAACUUCAUAUCACACUGCACUUAUAGUACUAGCUGCUACUUCAGCCUUCAUCAUCAGCGUGUUAUGUGUCCUUGUGAUGCUAUACCGCGCGAGAUUACAACGGGAACCACAGAAAGCCGAGCGGUUUCUGCCACCUGCUCCUCCUGUUUAUGUCCUCUCCGCUGACGAGAAAGCGGAGUUAGCGAGAGUUUUACAUGCCCCUCCUCCUCCUGUCCCACCACAAAACGAUGACCAAACAAGAGUAUAACUGUAAUCUUAAGACAAAAAUGCUUUAAAACUUUACUGUAGAACAUGGAUAUGACCACUCAAACUUCCCGCUAAAACUUACUGUCACUGAUAGGGUUGCCAAGUAUUAAUUUCAUAAUUUGAAACACUUGGACUCGUGACAAUAAAGUUGUAAGGCCGGGAACAGACUAUCGCAGCACAUACGAAUUUAUCUGCUAGUUAUUGACUUCAAGUAUUACGGUUCUAUUUACUUAUUGAACUUAUAAAAUUUACACAAUUACUAAAAUUAAAUAAUUCUUAGGAAUAUUGUCUAAAAUAAAACACUUGACCUAUAAUGUCAUGUCAAUGACAAUUUCUCUAUAGUUACGAACAGGUAGACCGAUUAAUAUUUAUUUAUAGUAAGUCAUAUCUAUGUAGAAGUGGUAUUAUACAAGUGGUUACUUCAGUACUGUAAUAAAAAUGGAUAAUUAAAGCCUGCGUUACUCGUUUAGGAAGCUAUUGUAACGAUAGUACAGGUACUAAAGUAAUUAUAGGGUCCAAAAUAAUAUUGGCUAGAAUUUGAGUAACGUAGUUAUAUUCAAUUACUGUCUUAUCUCUGUAUUUAAUAUUUUAUAAAACUUUAUAGUUAUUCAAAUACAUACGUCUCAUUAAAGGUGAAGUAAAGGAUUUAAUACUUUAAUAAAUUUAAAUAUCCUUCUUCUAUUUGAAAUGUAAGUACAGAGAUAAGUUUAAAAAAGGACAUUGUGACUAAUGUCAAUGGUGGACGUUAAUAUUAUUAGAGACUGAUAGAUGAUGGUCGCAUUCUCCUGAAAGAAUCUCUGAUGUAUCUUUAGAACUUUGAGGUAGUUACAAUAUUCUUUGUAAAUAAAAUUGAUGAUAUAAUAAUACUUAGACUAUAGAGAAAAUUGUAACUAUCCCAAAGUAUCUUGUUAAAUGUAAGAAUUGUAAAAACUAUGACACACCUAUAUGAAUAGUAAAAAUAUAUCGGUGUGCGUUAUGUCAUAAUUUUUAUGAUUCUAAAGAAACGUAUCUUGUUAUGUUUUAUAUUAGUGUAAGUAACUAUUAUUAAGUAAGCGCAGAGGCGCGCGUAAAUUUAAACUACGCGCGCCUUUACGCAUUCUUUAGUUCCUCUCGUUGAGUCUCGAUCUCCUUCACUUAAAUUACAAACUUAUAUUUCAACACACUUCUGCUUUAAAUUAUAAUAUUAUCAACCACAUCUUAAAAACGAUGUGCAUGAAACAAGAACGUGGCUCGACGUAGAACUAAUCUAGUCUGUUUUUAUUCAUGGUCCCUUUCAUCACAUCAUUCUAUUAUCACAAAUUGUAUUUCUUUUGUAUUUGUAAAUAAGUUUAAAUAUGUAUUUAAGUUUCAUUUAUAUUUUUUCUUCAUCAGUCGUAAGUCGUAAAUAUGCACAUUCCACAAGUAUUUUUCUUUUCAUAGUUCAUCCCUAAUUUUAAGUUAGAUCCAUAACCACAAGGUUUUUUAUUUUUAACCGUGGCUUAUUUACAUAAUUCCUUAAUCAAAGCACCCAUUUUGACAGUAUCGAAAUAAAAUGAAGAAUU